Molecule: messenger RNA, 1786 nt
Organism: Linum trigynum
Lineage: Eukaryota; Viridiplantae; Streptophyta; Magnoliopsida; Malpighiales; Linaceae
Source: the annotation of a GenBank genome assembly
CAACAAAGCAUGUUCAAGUUAGUGAAAAAUCAAGAAAUUGAAAGAUAGAGUCAAAAUGUGCAUUUGGUCUUUGAUUAUUGAAACCGACAGAGCAUAGGGUCAUCAUCGUCAACCGCGGGAGGGAUUUUAAACGGGCCAAAAUGAGCAAAGAAAUUUCUUGACAGCAAAAUGUGCGAUCCAUAAUUGUGAUCAGUGUGGAUUGAUUGCUAACCAGCGGUCACGACUCGCACUGCGAGAUUCCCUUUGAGUCUUCCCAACUGAUUACGUCCCAUGCAUGGAAGCCGCCGGCCCGGCUUACUUCGCUUUCGUCGACGUGAUGUUUUAUUUUGUCAUUAUACCCUGUCCUAAUACCGGGCAUUACACGGUAGGGCUGGCUAUUUGAUCCGGACUGUUUGGUUUUACCCGAAACCGGACCGUAUAACUCGACCGGGACUGGACUGGGACCGGAUAGCAAACAUCCUAUCUCAUAUUCGGGCUUAGAUUUGAGGUAAAAAACCCGGAUAAGAGACUCCCAACACCUAAAAUCAAGAUUAAAUUGGGAUCGGACCGGGUCAAGACCGGACCGGAUCAAGACCGGAUUGUAUCCAAUCCAAUCUUUGGUCCUUAUAUUCCCGAAAAGACCGAAUUGACACCGAAUCAAUUUGGCCAAUUUAAUCGGACCAAACCGUAUAGCCACCCCUAUUACACGGUAUUUCAUUUGAUUCGAUACAUUUUUUUCCUCGCACGAGCUAGCCAGCAUCACAAACUUCCAUAUAGUGUGAGGUUCGAGUCCUCUUCAAGGCAUAAUAUUGUUGGUCUCCACACAUUCUUUCGCGCAAGCUACACAAGAGGAAACCCAAAACUAAGAAACGGCAGAUCAAAAUAGUAUUAUAGAGAAACAAAAUGGUGACCAAAACGACUUCGUCGACGAUGCGUUUUCCUUCUCACAGCUUUCUGGUUAUUGCUCUCAUCAUCGUCCUCCAAGUCAUCAUCGCAUUCCCAUCCUGCAUCUCCGCCAGGAAACUACUCCAGGAAGAAGAGUACUCCUCACCGGCGCCGGCCGCUGCAGAAAGUGGAUAUGGUGACGACGAGAACGGUGGCGAUGACGGCAGCAAGAGCGGGGUCCAAGGGAGCGAGUCGCGGCACUCCGGGUCAGCCAACGGCGAUAAGUCUCCGACCGGCCAGACAGUCGUGAUGCCGCCGCCGACGGCCAGGACGGAGGUUUCAUACAACACUCCCAGCCAAUCGGCUAGCAGUGGGAAUUCCGGCGGCGGUUACAAUUCGGGAGGCGGAUACAACUCCGGCGGCUAUAAUUCUGCCGGCGGAUACUAUUCCGGCGGCGGCUACAAUUCGGGAAGCGGAUACAAUGCUGGCGGAUACAAUUCUGGAGCCGGAUACCGACCGGGCUACAACUAUCCACAAUAUCCCUAAGAAAUAGCUAAAUUAUGUAUGCUACGGAUUUACGUCAUAAUGUGUCUGUGGCUUCUCUCUUUGAUUUUCUUUUACCAAUGUCUAAGAAAAUUUCGGACUUUAUGGUCCUUUGAAAGUUUGGAUUGUUGGAUAAAUAUAUUGUUAUGAAUGUAUGUGUAAUAUUAUAUAUAUAUAUUGUCAAAUUGGAUAUAUUGUAAAAUACAACAAUUGGUAUGUGUGAUUGUGUAUGUCGAACGUUGAGUGUAAUUUCCCUUUGCUGCACUUCUGGACCCCUUCCCCUUUGGCACCAAGGUUCUUUGGCUGACGGUCGGAGAAUCCCCAUUGGUCACGAUGCAUAUCAAAGAUUUCGAGUCGAAAAUGAAGUGUUGGCCUUUUC